Molecule: messenger RNA, 1194 nt
Organism: Ochotona curzoniae (black-lipped pika)
Lineage: Eukaryota; Metazoa; Chordata; Mammalia; Lagomorpha; Ochotonidae
Gene: MCUB
Product: mitochondrial calcium uniporter dominant negative subunit beta
Exons: 8
Coding region: 44-1081 (345 amino acids)
Biological process (GO): mitochondrial calcium ion homeostasis; calcium import into the mitochondrion
Cellular component (GO): uniplex complex; mitochondrial inner membrane
Molecular function (GO): calcium channel inhibitor activity
Source: RefSeq, a predicted model, not a curated record
GGCAGAAGCCGGCCGGCGCGACGGGGAUGCGCCGCUGACGCCGAUGGUGGCCCCGCGCCCACGCAUCACGAUGCUGCCGAGGGGCCUCUGGUCCCGGCUCCCACUGCUGCGGCCUCCGCCGACCCCCGGACCCCGAGGCCGACUCGGUCUGAGGCAGCAGCCGCCCCAGGUUUUGUGUGUGAAGCUGUGUGGAAAUCUGAAAUACCAGCAAUCACACCUUUAUAGUACAGUGGUGCCACCUGAUGAAGUAACAGUUCAUUAUCGACAUGGCCUUCCCUUGAUCACACUUACUUUGCCAUCCCGAAAAGAGCGCUGUCAGUUUGUGGUCCAGCCAGUGCUGUCCACAGUGGGCUCGUUCCUUCAGGACCUGCAGAGCGAAGACAAGGGUGUCACGGCUGCAGCUGUGCUUGCCGCAGAUGGCAGUGAGAUGCCAGCUUCCACCUUGAUGGGAACUUUGCUCAUGAAAGAUUUUAAGCUUGUCAUCAAUGAAGUGGCUUAUGACGUGCAGUGCCCUGACAAAGGAAAUCUAAAUAAUGAGCACAUCCCCGAGAUGGAAAGCGUGAAAGCCUUGGUUCACAGGCUUUUCACAGUCUUGCACUUAGAAGAGUUUCAGAAGAGGAGAGAGCACCUGCUACUAGAGAAAAUCGACCUCCUGAAGAGACAGCUGCAGCCCCUCGAGCAGGUGAAAGCUAGACUUGAAGCUCGUUCAGAAGCCAACACCAGCAGGCUCCUCUGGGCUGGCUUAGCACUGCUGUCCACUCAGGGCGGAGCCCUGGCCUGGCUCACUUGGUGGGUGUACUCCUGGGACAUCAUGGAGCCAGUCACAUACUUCAUCACGUUCGCAAAUUCCAUGGUCUUUUUUGCAUACUUCAUAGUCACUCGACAGAGUUAUACUUACUCUGCUGUGAGGAGCAGGCAGUUUCUUCAAUUCUUCCACAAGAAAUCAAAGCAACAGCAUUUUGACGUGGAGCAGUACAACAGGUUAAAGGAGGACCUUGCCAAGGCCACAGAAUCCCUGAGACAGGUGCGCCACCCGCUCUAUUUGAGAAUGCAAGUGGAGGAGCUCGGUGAAAAGAAUUAAUCUUACCUUUUACUGGACUUUUCCAUGUGUUGAUUGUACCUUAUGAAUGUCAUUUCUGAGUCGCAUAGUUCAUUUCAAUCUGUUUCAGUUUCUAGCUAAUAAAUUCUUAUUUU